UGAACAUAACUGUCGUUGUUGGGUUCCAAAAGCAAAGAUGCUGCUAUCCGCUCCUGCGAUUGCAGUUUCUUCAAUCCCACGGCGGAAGGUGAUUCACAGCAGAAGCCAUUGGACAGAAUUUGAGACUACUAGAUUAAUCAGGGGAUCAAGCAAUCUCAGGUUUAUUAUUCGUUCAGUUUCCAAGGAGGGCAAUACCUCGGUUGAAUCUGAUGUGCCGUUCCCCAGUGACUACAUUGACCUUCUUAAACAAGCAAAAAAGGCAACUGAAUUGGCUUUGAAGGAUGGCAAGCAGUUGAUGGAGAUUGAAUUCCCAACGGCUGGACUUGAAUCUGUACCAGGUGAUGGUGAAGGAGGAAAUGAAAUGACUGACAGUAUGCAGUUAAUUCGUGAAUUUUGUGACAUCUUGGUAACUCCAGAGAAAGCAAGACAAACCAGAAUAUUUUUCCCUGAGGCAAAUGAAGUUAAGUUUGCAAGACAAGUGUUUGAAGGAGCUUCUUUCAAAUUGGACUACCUAACAAAGCCAUCGUUCUUUGAGGAUUUUGGUUUUUCUGAGAAAGUAAAAAUGGCAGACCGGGUAAAGCCAGAUGAUGAAUUGUUCCUGGUUGGCUACCCGUAUUUCAACGUCAAUGAAAUGAUUGUGGUGGAAGAGCUUUACAAGGAAGCUGUAGUGAAUACCACCAGAAAACUGAUUAUAUUCAAUGGAGAACUUGACCGUAUCAGAUCUGGGUAUUAUCCAUCUUUCUUCUACCCUAAGCUGGCAGCACUUACCAAGACCCUCCUGCCCAUGAUGGAGACUAUAUAUUACAUACAUAACUUUAAGGGACGCAAUGGAGGAACCCUUUUCAGGUGCUAUCCAGGUCCUUGGAGAGUUCUUAGAAAGGUUGGGAACAAAUAUGUCUGUGUGCACCAGCAGGAAACAAUGCCAUCCCUGAAGGAAGUUGCCUUGGAUAUUCUUCCUGCAGCUUGAGAAUCCCGUAGCAUGCCAUCACAUAUCUAUCCGUUGUAGCCUGAUGUGGAUAUGACAGUGAAACAUCCUACCCGGUAAAUGCUCGAUAAAUCAAAUUCUUUCAUGGAAGUAGAAAACAGUUAAAAAACUUCA
Molecule: messenger RNA, 1099 nt
Organism: Theobroma cacao (cacao)
Lineage: Eukaryota; Viridiplantae; Streptophyta; Magnoliopsida; Malvales; Malvaceae
Product: LOW PSII ACCUMULATION protein (DUF1995)
Source: RefSeq, a predicted model, not a curated record